Molecule: messenger RNA, 1004 nt
Organism: Argiope bruennichi
Lineage: Eukaryota; Metazoa; Arthropoda; Arachnida; Araneae; Araneidae
Gene: RpL7A
Product: 60S ribosomal protein L7a-like
Exons: 7
Coding region: 145-954 (269 amino acids)
Biological process (GO): ribosome biogenesis
Cellular component (GO): ribonucleoprotein complex
Source: RefSeq, a predicted model, not a curated record
CAAUGUAAUUACAACUCAACCCUGUUCUGUACUCUGCAGCUACUUGUAGUUCGUUCGGCAAUCGUUAUUCGUGGCUGUGUGGUGGAUUAAAUUAUAUCCGAAUUCAUCAUUAUUACCUCGGUUUAAUUAUUUUAAUUUUUCGAAAUGGUUCAAAGGAAAAUCAAAGGCAAGAAGGGAAAGAAGAAGAUUGCAGCUGCUCCUCUGGCAGCUAAGAAGAUUGAAGCCAGAAAAACUGUAAAUCCCCUUUUUGAAAAGCGGCCACGCAACUUUGGAAUUGGGCAGGAUAUUCAACCAAAACGCGAUUUGAGCAGAUUCGUAAAAUGGCCUAAAUACAUUCGUCUACAGAGGCAACGAGCUGUCUUGUACCAACGUUUGAAGGUUCCUCCACCAAUUAAUCAGUUUACUCAAGCACUUGAUAGGCAGACAGCAACACAGUUAUUCAAGCUUUUUGACAAAUACAGACCCGAAAGUGCACAAGCCAAGAAGGAAAGGUUGAGGAAAAGAGCUGAACUAAGAGCUCAGGGUAAAGAUGAUGUGCCCACUAAACGACCACUUGUGGUUCGACAAGGCGUCAACACCAUUACAAGUUUAGUGGAACAGAAAAAAGCCUUGCUUGUUGCUAUUGCUAAUGAUGUAGACCCUAUUGAGUUAGUAUUGUUCUUGCCUGCUCUCUGCAGAAAGAUGGGUGUUCCAUAUUGCAUUGUAAAAAAUAAAUCCAGGCUUGGACGUGUUGUUGGAAGGAAGACAUGCACGUGUCUUGCUUUGAGUGGUGUGAACCCUGAGGACAGAAAUAACUUAAACAAGUUGGUUGAAUCAGUGAAGACCAACUUUAAUGAAAGAGCUGAAGAGAUUCGAAGACACUGGGGUGGUGGCAUCUUGGGUGCCAAAUCAGCAGCUCGUAUCAACAAGAUUGAAAAAGCCAGAGCGAAAGAACAAGCCCAGAAAGUGGGUUAAGAGGGCCGUCUGGUGUUAAAUUACAAAUAAUAAUAAACGGACUUUCCUCA